GUCCACAGGGAUGGAUACAACAUCCAAAAGUAAAUUCCUCAAGCUUUUGAAGAAGGGCACUCAAGAAGAAGGUGUGGAGGAGAAGGCGGAGGAGGAGGGGGAGGAGGAGAUUCCACAGAGGAAGAAAAAAUACAGGAAAACCAGAGCCGAUAUGGCGGUGACAGACGAAAACUAGUGUCACUUCGGAGAGCCAAACGUAGAUAUUUCCUAUUUACCAUCGC
Perkinsus marinus ATCC 50983 is the source of this 221-nucleotide messenger RNA. RefSeq lists its product as hypothetical. Bases 11 to 175 code for a protein of 54 amino acids. NCBI's taxonomy places the organism in Eukaryota, Perkinsozoa, Perkinsida, Perkinsidae. The transcript has a single exon. The record is from RefSeq and is a predicted model, not a curated record.